AUGUCAGAAGAAAAUUCAAAUACUCCGUAUCAACGCAUGGAUGUAUCCGAGUUGACGAUCAAACGUCGUCGUAUUCGUCUACUCGGCCUGGUCAAUGUUGCGUUGUGUGUCAUUCUAGUUCUCAUCGGGAUCAUCCUGAUUGGCACACUAGUCCCUCGCCUCUGGUAUCAUCACCGUGUACGACCGUAUCCGGCCAAUCCUUGCUCCGAACCUUUUUCCUAUUGUCCAAUUCUACUCAUUAGUAUGGAUGGAUUUCGGCAUGACUAUCUGGAACUGGUUCGAGCUCGUUACGGUCCGGAUGCGCUGCCCAAUUUCGCUCGAUUCCAAGCCGGUGGAGUGCGUGCGAUGCGUUCGAUCAAUGCAUAUCCGACUAUCACAAUGCCAAAUCAUCAGACUCUGAUCACCGGACUCUAUCCAGAGAUACAUGGCGUAGUGGCUAAUAGUUUGCGUGAUUCCAAAUGGCCUGAUGUGGUGUUCGAAAUGAACAAUCAGACUAGUUUGAAUGAAGCACCUUGGUUGGUCGACUGGCCGGAGCCCAUUUGGGUAUCACUGCAACGCAAAGGUCGUCUAACUGGUUCUUUACUUUGGCCUCUGACUGAUGGUCCGGUUCAUGGUGACUUGCCAUUCAUGCAAGUCUCUCAGUUUACUCUAAUUGAUCAGGCGGAAACUCGCUAUGCCUACACAAAACGCGUAUCCGAUUUACUCUGGUGGUUGGACAAUCCUCGAUUCCGUCUAGACUUAAUCCUGGCCUAUUUUGACGAACCGGACGAGACUGGACAUGCCUAUGGACCAGAAAGCGUGGAGGUAGCUGAGCGUGUGGUAGAGUUGGAUGGAAUAUUGGGUCGACUAAUGGACGGUCUGGCAGCAAAAGGUUUGACCGAUCAGGUGGAUAUUAUUUUGACUGCGGAUCACGGUAUGACCGCAAUCGAUCGAUCGAAACUGAUCCCACUUGAUAAUUUUGUGGAUCCUUCUUUGUACACAUACACACAACUAUCCACCACGGGUUUCCUCUAUCCCAACACAGGUUAG
Molecule: messenger RNA, 1029 nt
Organism: Echinostoma caproni
Lineage: Eukaryota; Metazoa; Platyhelminthes; Trematoda; Plagiorchiida; Echinostomatidae
Source: the annotation of a GenBank genome assembly